This is a messenger RNA of Pyrenophora tritici-repentis Pt-1C-BFP, 2280 nucleotides long. RefSeq lists its product as uncharacterized. Lineage: Eukaryota; Fungi; Ascomycota; Dothideomycetes; Pleosporales; Pleosporaceae. The record is from RefSeq and is a predicted model, not a curated record.
AUGGCUGACCAUGAGGCUACAUGGCAUGGCUCACCACCUGCACGUCGACACACAAGCAACAAGAGCCUGAAAGAGUCGGCUUCGAGAAAGUCGUUGUUCCGUGGAAAGAAGGGAAAGCGACUAAGUGAGACGUCCCAAAUCGUCGUUGAUGACUAUGAAGGAGAUGCCACCGAAAGGCGGACUUCUAUCCUACGAAGGGCCAGAAGAGGUACGAAUCAGUCUGAGGAUGCUGGUGGAAGCCUUAUCAGCCGCAUCUCGAGCCCAUUCGAUUUCCAACACCUCUCACACACCGACCGGCAUCAGCUUCCUGCCCUUGAACAGGCUGCCAAUGACCGAGCUGGCGGAUACUUUGCAAUGCGCUCGCAGCCCCAUCAUCAAGGCUCAGAAAGCCUUCACUUUAACAACUUCUCGUCUGAAAACCUGACGACUCCAGGAGAAAGACCUCUAUCUGCUCUGAGUUCCAGGUCUCCACGCAGUGAAGUUCCAAAUCAGGAUGGGGAAAACGCGUUUCAAAUGGCAGCAUCGCGUCGCCCUCUCCGCUUAGCACGAUCGAUCGAAAGCUUCUCUCAACCUGGCGUUAGCUCUUGGAAACACAACCACACUCCUUCUAUCACAUCAAUGACGCCUUCAUCCCCUCAUUUCCCUACUGGAGCGGCUUUUGUUACUUCAGACGCCGCUUAUGAUGAGCAUUGGUCGGCUGCACGCAGAUUGUCACGCUCCAAACGAGAGUCUGGGGUCUGGGAUUCGUUUGCGCUCACCACUGUAACCACCCCCGAGUUACCAGGUAUUCAAGAGGACUCUUCAUACUUUGGACACGCUCUCACAACACCCGACGAUUCUGCCAUUCAUGCCACGACGCCGCCUUUCAGUCCGAGUCUCGCAGAUGUUGCUGAAGAACCCGAAAAAUUCGUUAGCCCACGUCCGGCACCUCAGCCACCUACCAGGAACCCAGUUUCGCCGAGAUCGCCUUAUUUUGGAUCCUUCCUCCUCCAGAACCAGCGAACCCCGCCUUGCGCUAGCGCCCAGGGCCAAGGACAAUCUUAUAUCUCACCAAAGGUCGAUCCCUAUGUGCGACCCGAAUCACAGAUGUCCGAUACUCUGGGCUCAUCUCAUCUUACGCGGAAAUCAUCAGUCCGAAGACCUACCAUUCGGCACCAAUCUAACACUUGGCGCGCUAUCGAAGAGUCAUGGGAAGAAGACGUCGAUUACAUCUACGACAACGCUCUCGAGGCCGACUGCGACUUUGAAUGGGAUCGCAUUUCCGACAACGGUGCUGACGACGCAGAUGUUUCCAAUGCCGCCCAGUAUCCUACCAGAGUCUCCUCUACUAAUGAUCAUGAGCGAUUCGGUUCUGCCGCAUUCCGCACUUCUUUGCUCGUCCCCAGCCGGAGCAGCUUGCCCGAGCUGGUCCCUACUUCGGCAAUAUCCACAUCUACAAUUAGCACCGGAUUGCCUACAACACCGUCCGAGCUUUUUGUCAACAACGGCCACUUUAGCGGCGGCACUGGCUUCGUACUGAGCCCUUCACUUUUGAUUCCCCCCGAUUUCAAGGAAGCCCAAGAAGCCACAUAUGAGGAUUUGCUCGACGAAUACGCGACUUCAGACCGGCACUUUCCAAUGCUCGACACCAGCCAAAGCGCAACUAGCUCGGCCCGGAGCAGCCGCGUUCGGCUCAGCAGGCGAAGUUCUUAUGAUAGCAGUCUGAUGUCCGCUGUCCAAAGUAUUGGCCACUGGAGCUCACCGAUUCGGCGCUCUGCAAGUUCCGCUGGCAGUCUACCAGAAUUGGUUCAUUCUCGCCGCAACCGUAAGGAACUUGGCUUCAGCAUGGGAUUCGACCAACUGUCUGAGCAGUUUGCAUCACUUGAAGAAGACAGGGAAGAUCACGACAUCACGCCACCCGGUCGGACCUUCUUUACUGCAGACGAUGAGGGGCUUCAAACUGAGGAGCAGCCCCGCGCCCCACUUGAGUCUGAGCUCAGGGAGUCUCUUGACCUUGCACGCCGUGGCUCGGAGCACCCAGCGCACUCUACAGUUGAAGAGGAGCUGAGGACAUCACUUCAACUUGCCCGACAAGGCUCACAGCGCUCUACUUGCGGCCCUGCACGCCUACACAAGCCAGCCAUGUCUGAAAGCGCGGCUAAGCUACUUCCGCCUACUCCCGGCAUGAAAGAACAUGCUUCAAUGACACGCAGCCGUGCAGCAACCACUACACAGUCACGCCCUACGCUAAGUCUCUUCCCAGCACCGCCACGGUAUGCCUCGAACCCUGCGCGGAUGUAA